Molecule: messenger RNA, 3801 nt
Organism: Drosophila ficusphila
Lineage: Eukaryota; Metazoa; Arthropoda; Insecta; Diptera; Drosophilidae
Gene: dlp
Product: glypican-6
Biological process (GO): cell migration; regulation of signal transduction; regulation of protein localization to membrane
Cellular component (GO): cell surface; plasma membrane; extracellular region
Source: RefSeq, a predicted model, not a curated record
CUCCUCAGUCAACAUUUUUCGGCCGACUCGCGAGCACGCUCUGUGCUGUUUCCUCCUGCGUUUCGCGCUUUGCUUUCAAUUGCCUUUCGUCGUGGUGCGUGUGUGUUGAGUGCCGGUGUGUGUGAUUGCUGGCAGUGCGUGUGCCGCUAUUUGUUAAUAGUUAAUAAUCCCGAUUAAUACCAUGUUGCACUUUAAUUGCCUUUAAGCUCAAAAUGCACACUGAUAAACAAAAACGACAAAAAUAAUUUGAAUCAUAAUAAUGCCGGCAAACAAAGCGGAGUAUUAGUGUGUGCUUGUGUUUGUGUGGGUGUCUGCGUUUGCCAAAAUAUUUACCGCAAAAAGAACAGACACAAUCAAAUCGAAUUUAAUCAGAGCCAAACAACAACAACAGCCGGCGAAAUUAGCUCUCUCUUUCACAAAAGAAGAGUUAUUAAAGUUUCAAAAUGCAACAUCAACAACAACAGCUUCUGCAUUGCAGAAGAAAAGCAACAACAACUCCCGCCCGUCUUGUGAUACUCAGCAGUCUUUUUCUUCUACUGCUCACCACCCACUUUCCACCCACCGUCCGAGCGGAUGAUGGCUCCACCCCCCAAGUGGCCGCCCUAGCCGCCCCCAAUCCAGCGGGAGGCGUGGCAGGAUCCUCAAUCAUCGACCAAUUCAGCCCAAAUUGCAGCGCCGUAACGCACAUUUUCCAGGCGAGAGGUAUUGACGCGAUGGAUAUUCCCCAAAAACCAAGUAACGAACGAGUCCUUCGAUACUGCGAAUCUCCUUCGGUGGGCACCUGCUGCACCUACAACAUGGAGACCCGAAUGGCGAUGCAGUCCCGCCAGCAACUGGAAGGACACACCAAGGAUCAGAUCUCUCGGAUGUCUGGCAUUCUGGGCAGCAAGGCUGCCAAGUUCAAAGAAAUUUUCAUCGCCCUGCUGCAAGAGUCGCGAACUCAGUUCAACAAAAUGUUCAUCCGGACCUACGGAGUCAUCUAUGAAAGAAAUUCCUACGUCUUCUCGGAUCUGUUCAAGGAGCUGGAGAACUACUUUGCCAACGGUCGCGUCGAUUUGCUGGAGGUCAUGGACAAGUUCUUCAAUACCCUGUACCAGAAGAUGUUCACCGUGCUGAACACCCAGUACACGUUCGAUGAAAACUACAUGCGAUGCGUCAGCGAGCACAUGAAGGAGCUGAAGCCAUUUGGGGAUGUUCCCGACAAGCUGUCCGUGCAAAUCAAGCGAUCCUUCGUGGCCACUCGAACCUACGGUCAGGCUCUGACCACCGCCUCCGAGGUGGCCAAGAAGGUCCUCAAUGUCCGACUGAAUGCCGAUUGCACUGGAGCCCUGACCAAGAUGCAGCACUGUGGGGCCUGCAAGGGAUACACGGAGAAGCCCUGCACCAACUACUGCGUGAACGUGAUCAAGGGAUGCCUCCACUACCAGCACGAGUUCGACGGGGAGUGGGAGAACUUCGCCAUGGCCAUGGACAAGGUGGCUGAGCGACUGCUGGGGUCCUUCAACAUUGUGAUGGUGGUGGAGCCACUCAACAUCAAGAUCUCCGACGCCAUCAUGAACUUCCAGGACUCUGGUCAGGACAUUACCAACCGCGUGUUCCAGGGCUGCGGCAGACCGAAGCUGAAGAAAAUGAAGCGUUCGAUCAGCCCGAAAAUGCAAGGAGUUCAGGUGCUCAAUGCAAAGAGUCCUGUGGAGGCUGAUACCCUGGACAUCGAUGCCACUCUGGAUGAGGCAAUGGUGCUGAGGGAGCGCAGAGCCGCUGAGCCAGGCUCCCAGGAUUCCUCGGGGCAGCAGUCCCAGGAACAGGGAGUGGGAAAGGGUGGAAACGGAGGAGGAGGAGGAGGAGGUGGUGGCAACAACAGGCGCCAACAGCAACGAAGGAAGCAACAACAACAGCGACGCAAGCAGCAGAACAAUCGGGACGACAACGAUGACGAUGACAAUGAAAGUGGCGGCGGUGGACGCGAACCCAUUCUGGACAAGAUCGUAAGGGACAUUCGUCAGCGGGUGAAGGACUACAAGAAGUUCUGGUCCAAUCUGCCGCACUCCGUUUGCAGCAACGAGGAUAUAGCCUCCAGCUCCGACGUGGAUGGCAUGUGCUGGAAUGGUCACACAAUCGACAGGUAUAUGCACUCGAUCACCACGGAGCAUGGAUCUAAUCCGGAGUUCAGUGGAAAUCCUGCCAGCACUAAGCAAACCGCACAAAUGUCCGCGCAACUCAGCCACCUGAAGAAUGCCAUCGUUCAUCUGCGGAAUGCCUACAACGGUCAGGAUGUGGAGUGGACUGAACAAGAAGAGCUGCCUUAUGCGGGCAGUGGGGCUGGCUCCGGAUCGGGCUCCGAGGAUGACGAGGACGAUGACGAGGGCUCCGGCCUGGGACCGUUCGAACCGAGCCACAAACCGGACGUGGAGCGUCCCGCGGUGGACGUGGACAACGACGACGACGAGGACGCCGGUGGCCGGGCGCACUUGCCCACGCACACUUCGCGACCGACGAGCGGAGGCGAUGACAAGAACCCGCUCAUCCACACCACCCACUUCGACCAGGAUCACAACGAUCUGGAUGAGGAGCACCGGCAGGAGGAGGACGACGAGGACGACGGCCACGGCGAUUCGGGGGGCCAACCGGGCGAUGACAACCGAUCGUCCGACGCCCCCGAGAAGAUGACCCUGCGUCGCGCUCUGGUUGUCUAUCUGCUGCCGCUCUAUAUGGCGUGGUUCGGCGGCGUCUGCGCCGAUUUGCUGUGAUUACCCAACGUGCGAAAGGCAGCCGAGUGGCAGUGGAGCACGGCUGCUGCAUCCCCCACACACACCUACACCUCUCAGUCAUUCAUCCGUGAAGCAAAAUGUUAUUAGCAGAACUACAUGCAAAACAAAAAACAAACCCUUAUAUACGAAAUGCGAGUCCAAAAUUUUAUAAAAACUUUUGAUAGAAGCAAUCAAAACGCAAUUGAGAAUGUACGGGCCUUUUUCGAAUUUUACACUCUCUGUCAGGAAAUUUCGAAUGUAAAUCAGUUCACAUCACAAUAAGUUUGUGAUUCAUAAGCUAAUAAUUAACUUCAGCGAACUUCCAGCUGUUGUAAAAAUUGAGAAAGGCCUGGUUUUAGGCGUUCCGUUAGCGAAACGCGUUAGGAGAUCAAGAAAUUAGUGGAGGAGAGAGAAUACGUAACGAGCCCAUUUUAGUUUAGUAAGCCCCCCAAUGCCCCCUGCCCCCCACACUCUAAGUCUAAGUGCGAAAUUGUAUUUUGUAAGCCAGAGAGCGAAAGAAGGAGCGAGUGAGUGCAUGAGUGAGUGAGUGAGUGUCGCCGAGUGAGUACAUUUAUCGAGUGUGAGUGCGAGCGGAGUGCCUGUUCAAUGUGAUCGUUUAGCAAAAAUUAACUAUAAACAUUUAGCCCCUAGAGACCUAAGCGGAAAACAAACAUACCUACACCUACAUAUUUAAUUUGUAUUAUAUUUAUGCAUACGCGCAUAUGUAACGAGCAAGUUGCCACACAGCACACGAAUUCAAUUAGCCCCAACAUGAACAGCAAUAACUAAUUUGUAAUUUGUAGUCUAACUGAUAAAUCGAAAAAAACUGAUGAUGUCUAAUUUAACUUAACACGGCCAUAGAAAAGCGUCCGAGCCACGGCUUUUGUAAUUUGUAUCUUUUGUAGACAGCCCUGACUUUUGCCAGCCAUCACGCGCAUUUCAAACUAAGCUGAGUAAACCUACAUAUUUAUAUUUAUUUUUGAUUUUUUAUCAGUUUUUAUAUAUUGUAUUAAAACAAGUGGAAAAAGAAAAAAUACAAAAAGUAACAAAGAAA